This is a messenger RNA of Xyrauchen texanus (razorback sucker), 1156 nucleotides long. Its product is annotated as biogenesis of lysosome-related organelles complex 1 subunit 6-like. Gene Ontology annotation, biological process: intracellular transport. The transcript is spliced from 6 exons. The coding region runs from base 133 to 636 and encodes 167 amino acids. NCBI's taxonomy places the organism in Eukaryota, Metazoa, Chordata, Actinopteri, Cypriniformes, Catostomidae. Gene Ontology annotation, cellular component: transport vesicle; extrinsic component of membrane; BLOC-1 complex. The record is from RefSeq and is a predicted model, not a curated record.
UCAGUGGUCACAUGAUGACUGCGAGCUGCUGCUGCUCUGACACAUGGAAACAAUUUAAUUUAUUAUCACAUUUAUCAUCGCACGACUGAUUCACACAAGACGCUGCUGGUCAAACUGUAAAGAGCUGACGUGAUGAUGGACAGACAUGAAGAGGAAAAGGAUGAGAAAGAGGAAGCAGCGUCUCCAGAGAGAGAGUCUGGUGUGAUAGAAGAAACUCUAGUGCUGCAGGAUAUUCUGCAUGUGAAUGAACAGACGGUACAGCAACUGACAGACGGAUUCAUACAGCACUAUCUGCCAGAACUAAACACCUCCAAACAAGCCCUACAGGAGCUUACACAAAAUCAAGUUAUUUUGCUUGAUACUCUUGAGCAAGAAGUGACGAAAUUCUGUGAGUGCAACGUCAUGAUUGAUCUGAAUGCUCUGUUCACAGAGGCAAAAGUUUAUCACAACAAACUAGUGAAUAUUCGUAAAGACAUGAUCGUUCUGCAUGACAAGACAACCAAACUAAAGACGCGUGCGCUGAAGCUGCAGCAGCACAAACAGCAGGAGGAGCUGGAGAGAGAGCAGCAGAGAGAGAGAGAGCUUGAGCGAGAGAGACGCCUCAUCGCCAAACCUGCCAAACGCACUAACACCUGAAACACACACACACUGAGCAUGCUCAGAAAAAGAGCUCCAUCUGAGACUCCAUGAUCAAUAUUUUGCUGUUUUCCUGGAUAUCAUAUUUAUGAAGACUAAUUAAUCAGAAACAGUGCUGCCUGUGAAUGAUAGACAGGUGAAGAUGUUUCUUAUUUGUAAUGUAUAUUUUUCAUGUGUAGAUCCUGCAGUGUCCAGUCUUCAUCAUCAUCAUCUUCAACAUCUGUGAUUUUCUGUAGGAUGUAAAAUGGCCAAAUGUUAAAAACAUGAUCCAAAAACAUUCUUCCUUUAGUGAAAGUGUUGUUGAUCGUUGUAGCUGAUAGACAUCAUCAUCAUACAAUAUAAACCGAAGAAACAGAUUUCAACUUGUAUAUGAAGGUCACAUUAAAAUUGACUUGAAAACAUUUGACCGGGCCUUCAUCUUUAUUUUUGGUACUUUUCAAAUGCCUUUUUGUACAUAUUUAAGUUUUAGUUGACCCAGACCUGAAAGUUCAUGUUUAAAACAAUGAUAAUCUGAAUAAAC